AUGGUCACUCACGAGCACAUGCGCACGAUGCGGGCCACCGGCAUGGGGUGGAUCACCCACCACUUGGACUUCGUCCACAAGUCGGGCGUCUCGUCCAACAGCAAAGUCACCCGCUGCCACCGUCGGCUCACUGACGCCUUGCACGCUCUCCGGCGGCAGGACCUGCUGAACAUGCCCAGCUUUGCGGCAAUAGAAGUCCUCGUGAGGUACAUGGUGCAGAUCGAGAUGGCCGCGGGCGCGGGCGCGGCGACGGGCGUGAACGCGGCGGUCGGAGGGGCGAGCAUGGCGUUGAACGACCUAGGCGGCUGCGCGGCGCCUCGCAUCAGUCCAUCCGCACUUCAGCGCAUUCAUCAGCAAGUGGACGCCUUCGGCGACCCCCUCGCCCUGGACGGCGAUGAGGCGCCUUGCGCCGUUGUGAAGUCCGAGGACGACUACGGCGGCAGGCCGACGCCAGUUCGACCUCAUGAGCCGCAUCUCCUCAAGGUUUUCGACAGCGGCGUUCGCGCGCUGUCCAUCCGCUCGCUGGUGCCCGACUCCACGCCCCCGCUCAUCAACGAGCCCGCUUUGCACAUCUUUCGCUCGCAGGCGGUGCUCGACCGCAUGAUCCAAGGUGGCGAGCUGCCGCCGCUCAUCUACAUCGGCCUCGUGGGCGUGUGGGCUCGGUGCCGCGGUCGCGCUGGCAUCUUCUUCGCUGGCAAGAAGGACGGCUCGCUGCGCGUGGUCGUCGAUGGCAGGGAACCCUCUGCCACGCGUCGCCGCCCUCCUCGGACCGAGCUCGGAUCGGCGGCGGCCCUCAGCGGCCUCUGCCUCGACUCGGACCGGCCGGGCGGGCGCGCGGCUCGCGCCUGGCGGGCUCGCGGGCUCAUCGCGCGUCGACAACUCCGCGGGCUCGCCCCGUUCAUUGGUCGGCGCGGCGCUGGAGGCUACCCGGCGGGAGUUCGAGAGGCGCGGCCUCUCCUGCCGCGCGUCUGCUGCGCCGCACAGGACUUCGUUUGCUGCGGAGUGCAGUUCGACUUCGUUGCGGGCCGCGCGGCCCCACAGCAGGGGCGCGGCUGGCGGCUGCGCCGGGCCACGACGGCAUUGCUGGAUCGGCGCGGGCGCACUCCCGGCGCCAUGGGGGUGCUGCUCGGCCACGUGGCGCGCCGCUUUAUGCCCCUUACGCCCGCCCUCUCGGUCCUGAGCUCGCUGGUCUGCUCGGCCGGCGACUGCUGCUGGUUCGACGCCGAGCAGCUGCGGGAGCUCAACCUGGUGAAGGCUUUGAUCCCGCUCGCCGGCGUCGACCUAAGGGCGCCCUGGCACCCCUGGGCCUACUAUUCCGACGCCAGCACGAGGGGCAACGCCCUCGCCGCGUUCCGCUUCGACACCGAGCUGAGAGACAUCGGGGCGCGCCGCGAGCGCUGGCGCUUCCGGGUCGCGGAUCGGUGCGCUGACGACCCAGGCGACCCCCCAGGCUCCGAGGUCGCCACGCUGGCGGCCUACCACGUGAGCAGGGACGCCGACGACGUUUUCGCGGGCAAGGGGCGGCCGCGCGUCGUGCACGGGGCCUUCCUCUUCCCAGCCCCGAUCCGCGUGCUCGAGGGCCAGACGACGCUGCUGGGGCUAAGGCGCGCCACCAGGUCGGCGGCGGCUCACGGAUGCCGCGCCCUCUCCAUUGGCGACAACUUCUCGUCGAUGAUGUCGUUCGAGACGGGCAGGUGCGCCAACCCUGUGCUGCGACAGUUGGCGCACCCGUCCGCCACCCGCCAGAUCGCGACGGGCGCCCAGUUCUACCGCCGCGAAUCCGAGAACAAACGGGCCCCCGCGGAUUACGACUCCAGAGCAGCCGACCGCUUCGAGCUGGCGCCCGGCCAGACGCAGCGAGGAUCGGCUCGCGACCUGCGCUCGGAGCCUGCCAGCCUGGCCGGCCACCUCGCGGCAGGGCCGGUCGCCGCUGGCCCCGCGGGCGCGGCGGCGCUGCCGGCGCCGCCGCCGCCGGCCCCCCCGGGCCUGGCGGGCCUGGCAGCGCCGGCCGGGGCCGGCCCGCAUCGCCCGGGGGCCCAGCCGCCCCGCCGGCGCCAAUCCCGGCACGCGCUCGAGCUUUAUGCGCACUGCGCCCGCCUCGCGGCCGCCUGUCUGCACGAGGGGCUUCUGCGCUGGGUCCCUGUGGACAUCUCCAGGGGGGCGUGGCGCGACCUCACGGGCAAAGAUGUGAUUCGUGUGAUCCGCUCCCUCGUUGUUCGGCGGGAGGUGCGGCGCGUCCACCUCGGCGCGCCGCGCGCGCCCUUCAGCCAGGUCACGGCUUUCUUGGAACGCAAUCGUCAUUAUUUCGUCAACAUGCAUUACUGUCACUACAACUGCUGCCACCUGAAGCCCACUACUCUGGUCACCGACCUCAAGCCCCUCGAGGCCCUGAGUGCUCGCUGCUCCCGAGAUCAUGUCCACGGGGUCCUCACGGGGAAAGGCCGACUGGACCCUGGGAAUGCUUCCGUCUGGAAGACCAGCCUCGCAGGGGGGGCUCGCCUGGCAGCCGCUGUAGGGUGCGACGCCCCGGCGCGGACGCCCGACCCAGUCGGUCCGCCCGCUGGCCAUCGGGAGUGGCAGCCGGGUCAGCUCGACUGGGGCAGCAGCGUCGCACAGUCGCAGGCCGCGGCGCGCUGCCGCCGCCUCCGCCUCGGCAGGGCGGCCCGCGGCUCCGCCGCUGAGCAGCUCGCGGCCCAGGCGGCCCCGCGGUGCCAUAGGUCAGGCGCUUCCGAGAAGCUGACCACGGCGGCGCAGAGGGGCCAGCUCAUGGUGGACUACCUGCAGAGCAUCAUCCUGGCCGGGGGCGGGAUCUUCGCCGCUCGGACCGCGCGGCACGGCUUCGCGCUCGAGGAGAAGAUCAACCUCUGGGACUCCGGCGAGUUCCCUCAGGCCUGGCUGACGCCCAUGGGGUUCUCGAAGGCGGCCUUCGGCGAGCAGCGGGGCCCCUGCCCGUGGGCGGCGGCGCUGCUGACGACCUUCGCCAGCGGCUCGCGGGGGCCGGCGUGGCGGCGGCCUCCGACGGGCACCUCCGGCUCAGAGCUGCUUAGCAUCAAGGCCUGCGACGUCAACUGCCUCCGGCACUCGGUCUCGACCACCCCAAUGCCAGCUCCGCCGCCAGACUGCUCGCCGCCCGCCACGAUAAAGCGAUGGGCGGCGAGGAUGCUUCGCGACCUCGAGAGGGCCACCCCGGCGAUCAGGCCGCUCUUCCCUUUCGCGGCCCGUGAGUUCGAGCUUGCCUUCGGGCGAGCGGCUGACUCAGCCGGCCUCCAGCGCUUGCGUCUCCGCCCCCGCUCUCUUCGGCACGGCGGGGCGUCCGUCGACUUCGCGCUCAACUGCCGCUCGCUCGCCGAGGUCCAGCGGCGCGGCCGCUGGACGUGCGCGGCGAGCGUGCGCCGCUGCGAGAUGGCCGGCCGUCUGACACGCCAGCCACAGCACCCGGUGCAGCUGCCGCGGUACGGCUUCGCCUCGCCCACCCUGGUCCCUCAGCGACCUGUGCAGCCGGUGCCGCCCCCUGGUGGCGGCGACGCCACGCGCAAGGCGCUGCUGGGCGACUCGCCGGCGCGCCCGGGCGGGGCCGUGACGUCGUGGGCGCUGGAGGAGCGCCUCAAGGCGGAGCAGGCGCGCGCGCAGCAGGUCGCGUGGGCCGAGAGCAUGCGGGCCCAGUACCUCGGCAUCCCCGCGGCGGCGGCGCCGGACCGCACGGCCACGCCCGUGCAGACUCCGGAGAAGGCGACGCCCCAGAAGAGCUCGCCGAAGAAGCAGGAGGCGUCGACCGCGUUCGACCGCCUGCUACUUCUCAGCAAGCUCGGAGCUGCUUGGGACCAGCAUCAGGCCGGGAAGCAGGCCGCGGGGGCCGGCGGGGGUGCCUGCCGAGCGCCGCCGCCGCCGGGGCGGUCGGCGUCCACGGAGGAGGGCACGUGGUGGUCCGCGAGGGAGGACGCGUUCAGCACGCCGACCAAGAAGGAGCCACGGCAGAGCGCACGCGCGGGCAGGGCCAGGGGCCGGCAUUCCAGGAGCGGCCGCGUGUGA
Messenger RNA from Prorocentrum cordatum, 4029 nucleotides. NCBI's taxonomy places the organism in Eukaryota, Dinophyceae, Prorocentrales, Prorocentraceae. The record is from the annotation of a GenBank genome assembly.